AUGCAACUGCUGCUCUGUUAAGAUGCAUCUUCAUCAAUUCGAUGUGAAUGCCAUAAAAUGCGCUUGGGAGUUUGUGGCAGCUGAGAAGAAUAGAGAUAUUGAUACGUGUAGAAAUGGAUGGAAGUCUAUAAGGGACAGCUACCGGUAUGUCGAGAGAGUCGCCAAGAGUGGAAGUGCUGGAGGAGUUCCCAUUGAAGGUCCAGUUUCGAGUGAUAGCGUUCAUUGGAGAUUCGCUCCACACAUGGAGUUCCAACCCUACCUUUCCUCGCAAAGACUGAGACGAACAAGAAGAAAAAAGAGAGCAGCGUCUUUGCAACUGAACAUGUCGUGGGAAUACUGGAAAAGCUCGCCCAUAAUGAGGAGCCUGCACAGAUAAGGCCCGCCUUUUUGUACUGGGAAACGUACUUGGGGAAACUGACAGCGAAGAAAGUCAACGAAGUGAAAAAAAAUGACCAUCGUAUUAUUUAAAAAUAUUGAGUUCAUGCAAAUAGAGAAAUAUAAA
Drosophila guanche is the source of this 502-nucleotide messenger RNA. RefSeq lists its product as uncharacterized. The transcript is spliced from 3 exons. The coding region runs from base 23 to 376 and encodes 117 amino acids. Lineage: Eukaryota; Metazoa; Arthropoda; Insecta; Diptera; Drosophilidae. The record is from RefSeq and is a predicted model, not a curated record.